Messenger RNA from Eremomyces bilateralis CBS 781.70, 2033 nucleotides. RefSeq lists its product as uncharacterized. Gene Ontology annotation, molecular function: zinc ion binding; ubiquitin protein ligase activity. The record is from RefSeq and is a predicted model, not a curated record. The transcript has 3 exons. Gene Ontology annotation, cellular component: cytoplasm. The coding region runs from base 144 to 1748 and encodes 534 amino acids. Lineage: Eukaryota; Fungi; Ascomycota; Dothideomycetes; Eremomycetales; Eremomycetaceae.
AGUGCAUCAACAAACUGCGAUUCAUUCAACUCGUCUAUAUCCGAUUUACACUAGAUUCACUGGAUUCACCGAUUCACUAAACUCACUGGACUCACCGGAUUCACCUGGAACUGUUUGCUGAAGCUUUCCGCCACUCGUGCGCCAUGGCAACAUCCGGCUCAGUCGCCGCCCAUCAAUUGAGGGAACGACAGAAUAGCUUCUCCCAGGUGUCGGAGAGCUCGCAAACUGCUCAAGAAUUCAUCAAUAGCCAGCUGCAACUCGAAGAAGAGGCACGUGAGGCGUUGCCUUAUCAGUUCGAUACCUGCACCAAACCAUUGGGCCCGUUGCGACAGCUCGUCUUCUCCUGCUUGACAUGCAAUCCUCCUCCGUCUUCUUCAUCCGAUCCAUACAAUGCGGCCGGAGUCUGCUAUUCCUGCUCGAUAUCGUGUCAUGGCGACCACACCCUCGUCGAAUUGUUCAAUAAGCGCGACUUCGUCUGUGACUGCGGAACGUCUCGCUUACCCGAGUCCACACCUUGUACGCUGCGAAUCAAUCCGGUGACCGGGACGAAAGGAGACGUGCGCUCGGAGCCACCGCGCGAAGGCAACUCGUAUAACCGCAAUUUUCGGAACCAGUUCUGCGGCUGCGGCGAAGAAUAUGACCCACAUCAAGAGAAAGGGACCAUGUUCCAGUGUCUGGGCCUGGGAUCCGAGGCGUCUGGCGGAUGUGGGGAGGAUUGGUGGCACCCGGAAUGUCUGGUUGGGCUACCUCGAAACUGGGCGGAAACACAUAAAGAGCAGCAAGAUAAGCUCUUAGCGCCUACUACAGAAGGAAAUGCACCGGCCCCUGAAGGGCGGGUGGAUGGUGCUACAGUCAAUGAGGAGGAACCCCCACUACCACCGGGCUUCCCCGCAGAAGAAGAUUUCGAAUCGUUCAUUUGCUACAAAUGUGUCGAGUCAAACCCCUGGGUCAAACAGUAUGCGGGUUCUCCAGGCUUUCUCCCGGCCGUUUACUUCAGGGGUUCUGCAGUUAAAUUCAAAGAAGGCGAUCAAGAGUCUUCAGCAAAUGGUCAACCAUCAUCUCAGGGAUCGGCCCAGAAGCGAAAAGCACAUGAUUAUGAUGGAGACGAAACUGGAACCGCCUCCAAGCGGUUUAGGUCGGUGGACAAGGAUGAGAACGACAAGAGUGAGACCAACGGGAGUGACGCAGUGGCUGAAGCGGACAUUCAACAAGACAACAAAACCGAUUCCCACCCUUGCAGAAUAAACAGCCUUCCUCCCGCACCAUCUGGGAAGGUGUCCCUUUUCCUACAAGCCGAUUUCCGGGAACGAUGGUGCAAGUGCCCGCGGUGCUUUCCUUUAUUGGCGAAGCAUCCAUGGCUGUUGGAGGAGGAAGAUACGUACGAACCUCCCAUUUCCGAAGAUGGUGAACAUGAAGACGGUGGGCAAAGUGCGGGGACUCGAAGCAUGCUCGACAUGGGCGAGGCUGCAUUGAGUAACGUUGAUCGGGUCAGAGCGAUUGAGGGCGUCAUGGUGUACAACAAACUCAAGGAGCAGGUCAAAUCAUUCCUGCAGCCGUUCGCCGAGAGCGGCCAGGCUGUGAGUGCGGAGGAUGUCAAGCAGUAUUUUGAGCGGUUGCGUGGUGAUCAAGAUGGAAUCCAAGCGGCUGCGGCUCAAAGUGCAGAAGCGAAUGCAAACGGAGAUAACCAUCGUAGAGACGAGGGCAAAGGUAGGAAUUCUUAUGUUUUAUGGUGUCCUGCUAGUUGCUAAUCGGUGUAUUCAUAACAGGUUAUUGAUAUCUUCCUGGAUCGAUUCUGUCGGGAGGGUUGAGCACCGGGUAUGGUGUUUGGGCGAGUUAUCUGAUGACUGGCACGAGUGCCAUCAAAUCCGACGGAGGACUAUUGGUGAAUUAUUCCAUUGCUACCGAUGGAUUGGCAGAUACCCAACCUGUAAUAUGAGUUAUGAAUCGGCUGUGCUGUAUGAACCACGCACUCAACGAAAGCAGGGCUAUUAAUAAAUAAUACAUCAAUAGUUUAAUACCGAAGUGUAACAUGC